Molecule: messenger RNA, 1989 nt
Organism: Daphnia carinata
Lineage: Eukaryota; Metazoa; Arthropoda; Branchiopoda; Diplostraca; Daphniidae
Product: ethanolamine-phosphate phospho-lyase-like
Exons: 12
Coding region: 141-1553 (470 amino acids)
Cellular component (GO): mitochondrion
Molecular function (GO): transaminase activity; pyridoxal phosphate binding
Source: RefSeq, a predicted model, not a curated record
CCAAGGCAACACUCGUCAGAAACGAUUGCAUCGGUUUUGCUUCCGAAGACCGUCACGUCGCAUUUGCAUGACCUUCUUGGAUAAUAUGUGCAAACACUUUGACUUUUUUUUAUCUUGAAAAGUUCAAUGACACGUCAGUUAUGAUGCAGGCUCGCCAUCAGUUUUCUACGCCAUCUGACAAUUGGUGUCAGGUGCAUUUUGCUGACAGUGAAGUCAAAGUUGUAAGAGCAUCCAAGCAGUACAUUUAUGAUGAUUUGGGAAAUGAGUUCCUCGACUGUGUUAGCAGCAGUGCCCAUGUAGGCCAUUGUCAUCCUCAUGUAGUUGCGGCAGGCCAUGCACAGAUGCUGAAACUAUGGACUACCCAGGGAUUUCUAAAUGACACAUAUUCACAAUACAUGAAGAAGCUAAUGGACAUCUUACCAGAAUCCCUCUCAGUCGUCUACCUUGUGAAUUCAGGGUCGGAGGCUAACGAUCUCGCGCUCAGGCUUGGUCGCCUAUAUACUAAAAGACACGACGUAGCUGCCUUUGAGAGUAGCUACCAUGGAAAUAUUUCCAGUUUGGUGGAUAUAAGCAGCAAAUCAUUUAAAAGAUUGCCUCAGGGAAAAAAAGAUUUCGUUCACGUCAUCCCACUUCCGAGAACUAGUAACAAUAAAGACAACAAUAUUGAAAAUGACCAAUCCGAAUUUUGCAAUGAGGCUCAGAAAGUCAUACAAAAAGCUUCGCAAAAUGGUACACCAAUCGGUGUUUUCAUUUCGGAAAUUGUCGUCGCUGCAGCUGGAGUAGUUAUACCGCCCCCUAACUAUUUCAAAACUGUAUAUCAGAUGGUUCGAAAUCAAGGAGGGGUUUGCAUUGCCGAUGAAGUGCAGACAGGCUUAGGCCGCCUCGGAGGAGACUUCUGGGCGUUUCAGGGAUAUGGUGUUGUGCCGGAUAUUCUUGCGUUUGGAAAAUCACAAGGAAAUGGAUUUCCCAUGGCUGCCGUUGUUACAACUCGUGAAAUUGCUAACAGUUUACCAGAGUAUAUGUCUACAUACGGUGGCAAUCCCUUGGCAUGCGCCAUUGGUAAAGCAGUUCUGGAAGUCAUUAUCAACGAAAAGCUGAUGUAUUCCGCUAAAAUGGUCGGAAAAUUUCUUCUGGAAGGGCUAAGGGGGUUGAUGUCGAAACAUCCUACCAUCGGGGACGUUCGUGGGGUGGGUCUUUGUGUUGGCAUGGAAGUAGUUUGUGGCCGUCCAGAUAUGAAACCAGCCACAAAUUUUGCCAAUCGCGUACUUUACCUGUUGAAGGAGCAAAAGGUUAUUGUAGCUACCCAAGGGGAAGAGCGUAAUGUAAUCGCAAUGACUCCACCAUUGUGUUUCACAUUGGAAAACGCCCGUCGUGUCAUUGGAGCAUUCGACAACGCUUUUACUAAAGCGAGCCAAAAUGGUGAUGUGGCGCCAGUCCCUCCUAAUACAUCUAUUUUAGGAUUAGCAAGUAUUCCGUCAGACAUACUUGGAGAAAAUGAGGAAGAAAUGCCAGGUCCUGCAAAAAGACAAAGACAAUAUGAAGAAAUGGACUAAAGUUGUUCCCCUUUUAAUGUGAUAUUUUCCUGCUCCUCGUAUCUGUGUUAUAUUUGUCAUAAGUAGAUUCUAACUUUGCUGUAUCCAGGCCAUCUGAAUUCUUAGGGGUCAAACUUCUAGCAUUUUUUAAGGAAUGCUAAGAUAUCAAGAAAAUGCUGAAUACUGAUAUUGUGGUAAAGAUUGUAUAGGUCAAAACAUACAGGUAAAAUGGUGUUAAAAUCGCGUGCAAAUAGCGUGGAUUGAAUUCCAACUACCUAAAGAAAAUACUCGAAGCGAAAGCUCAUCUAAACCUACGUUUUAAGAGAGAAAGUUUUUUUUGUUUGUAUUUCCUCACUCUCUUUUUGUGUUUAAAUAUCUUGACGGUCUGUUUUUUUUUUGUUGUUGUUCUAAUUGAUGUUUAACUGUUAUAUUAAAUACAUUUUUUUUUAAUUCUGCA